AUGGAUCCUACGGGCCCGACGUCUUUUCGCCUGGCGAACCUCGCCCAGAAUGCCUACGACUACCCGAUGAGGGUCUUCCAGACCCCGGGGCAGGGUCAUCCGUCGCUCCCCCACCUCUGUCUCCUCGUCUUCGAGGCCGUCCUCGAGGUCGUCUGCGUCAGUCUGCCGGGCUACAUCAUCGCUCGCCUGGGCCAUUUCGAUGCCGACAAGCAAAAGUUCCUGGCCAACCUUAAUGUCAUGCUCUUCACCCCAUGCCUUAUCUUCACCAAGCUGGCAUCCCAGCUCAACGCCGAUAAGCUUUCCGAUCUUGCCAUUAUACCCGCCAUCUUCGUCGUCCAGACCCUGGUCUCGUGGGUCGUAUCCACGUUGGUCGCCAAGGCCUUCCAAUUCAACAGACGUGCCUCCAACUUCGUUACCGCCAUGGGCGUCUUUGGCAACUCCAACUCGUUGCCAAUCUCCCUCGUUUUGUCCCUCUCGCAGACCAUCAAGGGGCUCCACUGGGACAGGAUCCCGGGUGACAACGACGACGAGGUCGGUGCUCGAGGCAUUUUGUACCUCCUCAUUUUCCAGCAGCUUGGCCAGCUUGUUCGCUGGAGUUGGGGAUACCAUGUACUGCUGGCCUCCAAGGACAAGUACCCCGAAUACCGAGAACAGCUCGCAGAGGAGGGCCAAUCUCGGCAUCAGGAGGAUCACAAUGACCAGGAAACACAAGGCCUUAUCGACGGCCUCGAUGGAGAGACCGAAGACGAGGUCGAUAGUCAUAGUGUUGACUCGCGCACAUACGUGCCCGGGGGACCGACCCCGGUCGCUGGGACCUCGAGAACUUCCACGACCGACUCGAGCGACGACGAUGAGUUCUUUCCCAAGAAGUCGUCUUCUCAGAAAACCGUGUCCCAGGCCAAUCAGCCUCCCCUCAACGGCAAUAGGCUCGACACUGGCGUUUUCCCUCGAGUUGGUGGGAACGGCGGUGGGCCGCAUGAUGCCGAGGCAAACGGCAAUUGGGCUCGGUUCAGACUGUCUGUCACCAACAAGGUUCACUCCUGGCAGGCCCAAGCCGGUCGCUCUGUCAGUCGCCGCUACCAAGGCCUGCCUCGCCCCCUUCAGUUGACCCUGUCGUUCCUGGCAACGGCCAUCAAAAAGACGCACAACUUCAUUUGGGAGUUCAUGAACCCGCCGCUGUGGGCGAUGCUGAUUGCCGUCACGGUUGCAUCCAUCCCCGCACUGCAGCGCCGCUUUUUCGAAGAGGGCUCCUUUGUCAACAACAGUGUCACCAACGCCGUCAAAUCGAGCGGAGGAGUCGCGGUUCCCUUGAUCCUGGUUGUCCUGGGAGCCAACCUGGCGCGGAACACGAUGGCCCGCGAUGACGACCACGACCCCGAAGAAGAACAAAUCGGAACAAAGCUUCUCAUCGCGUCGCUGCUGAGUCGCAUGGUCUUGCCGACUGUCAUCAUGGCACCCAUCUUGGCUCUCACGGCAAAGUAUCUGCCGGUCAGCAUCCUCGACGACCCAAUUUUCAUAAUUGUCUGCUUCCUCCUCACUGGCGCCCCGAGCGCCCUGCAACUGGCCCAGAUUUGCCAGAUCAACGCCGUGUACGAAAAGACGAUGGGCCGCAUACUGUUCCAGAGCUAUGUGAUAUGGAUCCUUCCAUCCACGCUGGUGCUGGUCAUGAUGGCUCUCGAAGUUGUGGAGUGGGCAGCGGCGUCAUAA
This is a messenger RNA of Hirsutella rhossiliensis, 1707 nucleotides long. RefSeq names its product membrane transport protein. The transcript has 3 exons. The record is from RefSeq and is a predicted model, not a curated record. NCBI's taxonomy places the organism in Eukaryota, Fungi, Ascomycota, Sordariomycetes, Hypocreales, Ophiocordycipitaceae. Gene Ontology annotation, biological process: transmembrane transport. The coding region runs from base 1 to 1707 and encodes 568 amino acids. Gene Ontology annotation, cellular component: membrane; endoplasmic reticulum.